GAACAAUGCGACCUCGAUGAUUGACACCUGGGCGGACGAGCUGCAGAGCAACAACUUGGCGGACCCGUCGCAUACGGGUCUGAUGUAUAAUUUAUUCGCGGAUAGGUUGAUGAAGAGCGAACUGGUGCCGGAUGAUGCGUAUGCGACCCUGAAGUCGGCGUACACUGCCACUGGCGUGGAGGCCGCGUUCGGUAUCUCGUUCGAUGGAUCGUCGAGUGUGGCCCGUUCAGACUGGACUCUUCUCACUGCAGUUUCCUUCCCUGACAGCGACUCAGAUGUUCGCGAUGCGCUCAUCGAGCCUGUAUGGACUCGCGCGUCAAAUAAGACGCUGGCUGGUGCCUUCCCUGCAGCGUACGACGAUACGACGGGCGUGCAGGCGAGCGGUCAGGCGAGCCCUGCGCAGGGUGCGAUGUACGCGGCAUUGGCUCUUGGGAUGUCAACGACGACCAUCACCGUCCCUGCCUCCGCCUCCCCAACCUCAUCCACCACCAAGCACAAAUCCGUCGCUGGCCCCAUUGCAGGUAGUGUCGUCGGUGGCAUUGCCUUCAUCGCCAUCGUCGGCGGCGCCGUCUGGUUCUUCCUCCGCCGGCGUGCGGGCGGGAAGCCCGAGGGCAUGUACGACCUCACGGAGGGUCGCGGCGGCGCGACGCCGCAGGAGAUCAAACCAUUCUACGGCUACGAGGGCGCGAGCGCGUCAUAUGUCCCGGGGCAGCCGUAUACCGCGGGUCAAGCUCCUCAAGGCUUCCAACCUCAAGCCGGCCAGCCUGGCUUCGCUCAUGUCCCCGGCUACAGCCCUGCUGCGGUAGUGUAUCCGGGCGCGCAAUACUCGGGCGUGCAGCCGCAGCAGCCGGGUGCCCCGUACGCGCACCCGGAUUCGUCGCGGGGCAGCUGGGUCGCGGUGGAUGCGGCGCAAGGACAGCCACAACAGCAACCCGAGGCGCGCCCCUUCGUCAGCGCGAUGGAGGAGAAGCGGCGGCUGCGGGCGGCGAGCAAUGCGACGAGCGCGGUGUCGUCGGCGUAUGGCUCUGGCGCGGGGUACGGCGCGGGCGUGGGCGAGGUGCCGUUCAGUGGGGGCCCGCCGUCCUCGGUGAGCAAUGGGGCGAGCUCGAGUAGUGGGGGGCAGAGCUCGGGUAUGGGAGGCCCGCUGUCGCCGACGAAUAUGGCCUCGCCAACGUCUGCGAUGUCGCCGACUUCGCCUCAAUCAGGCGCGGUCCCUCACUCAAGUGCGACGCUUCCUUACGACGGCGCUACACAUACGGACCACGUCGACGACGCGUAUGAGGCCCCGCCGCCGGAGUACCGGCAUGCGGCAUAGUGACGAGGGUGCAGCGGUUGGGGCCCGUUGGGUCAGAGCCGGCGAGGAGUUGGAAUCAAUGGGGAGUGUUUGGCGAGUGACUGAUUCAGUGAAUGCGACUACGGCUUCGACGACGGGCGUCGAGAGGUUUACGAGACUCGCUGAGGUGGGGUGCGGACUGCAUUGAGUAUCCCGGCGUGGUGAACUCGACGGACAAUACCGCGGCCACCCCAGUUCAGCGCAUAGAGCUCACGGACACUGCUUCAGUGCUCUUGCCUCGCUUGUCGCACAUCGACCAUGCACUAUCUCGACCGAUUGCGCAUCAACCUUUAUUCUCGCUCGCCGCACCCGCUCAUGUAUCUGCAUGUUUUUCACGCUAAUUAUUCGGGCUCUUGGUCACAGUACUACAAGGGUGUAUUUACAUGGCAUGUAACUUAUGUCGAUGGGGCAAUCAAUUGUCCUUCUCUA
Molecule: messenger RNA, 1762 nt
Organism: Schizophyllum commune H4-8
Lineage: Eukaryota; Fungi; Basidiomycota; Agaricomycetes; Agaricales; Schizophyllaceae
Exons: 4
Coding region: 17-1315 (432 amino acids)
Source: RefSeq, a predicted model, not a curated record